CCAUGCCGCCAGUCGUGGGAUUCCCCAUUUUUUAUUUUUGAUAGUGAAGAAAGAACACCCUUUGACGAUCCCCCCGUUCUAGGCAAACGCACGUGCACGUGGUAUUCAGUUAUAACCGUCAGUUUUUACCAGGGCGUACCGGACUCGACGUUAAUUUAUUUAAAAACGUUUAAAGUUGAAAUUAAAAAAACCUUUAAAGAUGAUUGCCGAAUCGACGGAGGUAGAUUCCUAUCGAAUCGUUGAAUUCUGUGGUGAACGUAAUAAGAAAGGGCAAAAAGUGCUUGAAAUUGUGGCUGUGAAGUGGAUGCAUCAAGAGGAUGAAAAUGCAAAACGUGGCGUGUGCUAUUUCCCUCCGGAGAACGAGUAUGAAAACUUAGAAAAACUUCUGAGAUCUCAUACUAAUCCAAAAAAGACAUGGGAGAAAUUUGAUGUGGAGAUUUUGACUUCUGCCGGUAAUUAUGAAAAAGCUCAGAGAAGACUCAAACGUUUAUAUAAAAAACAUUCAGAUGUUGAAUCAAAUACGUCUGAUUGUGAUGAAACUCAACAAAUAAUAAUUUCGAAGAAACGUGCUGCAAGGAUGUUAAAAAAAUACACUUCAUUAAGACCAAUAGCUGAAGCUAAGGAAGACGAAAGUGACAGUGCAGUGAUGAACACCUCGUCUCAGUUCAAUAUGUGCACUGCAGUACAACCACGUGCUGAUCCAGAAACAACCAUUUCUACAGGUCGUUCUCAGGGACUGCCUCAAACGAAAGUAGAGAGGAAACUUGAAUUGCAAAAACAAAUGCAAUCACUACGUGAUAAAGGAAAAAAUGAUCCGUUAAAAGUGUUCUUCAUGAACUAUUUAGAUGUCAAAAGUGAAUUAUUGGUAGUCCAGCUGCAAGACCACAUCCAAAAUAUGAGGCGAGCCCAGCAAUAUGAUUUGAAUAAUAAAACUGAGGAUCUAAAAGAAUCACUUUCAUGUCUAUCAUCCCAGAACAGUACUGACCCUUCGGCAACAACUCAAUUGGGUGUCGUAAUUCCUAUCACCACUUUAGAGGAUUUCGAAAUGUUUGAAGAAAUGUUAGAUCCCAAGGCUGAGAGGAAUAUUGCAACCCCUGAUUCAGCAUUGGAAAAACAAGAAAUUCUGAAGCGAGUGAUGAAAAUUUUGGCACAAGGGACUCAGAAAUGGGAGAAGACAGUAAAUGCAAUUUUGCUGGGAUUGAUAAAGAAGGAUGUGCAACAGCAUUAUAGUGGUUUGGGUCGUAAGGUACAUGGGGUUGGAAAGAGAAAUUUUAGCGCCACUCUAUCAUUUUCUUGCAUGAAAGACGUAGUUGAGCAGAUUUAUGAAGGAAAGCCUGAGAAAUUAAACAUCCUAUCAGCAACUAGUUCGUUUUUGGCACUUUGGCGUGAUCGGGAAGGAGGAUGUGCUGAGCGCCGCAGAGCUGCACGAAAGGGUCCUACAACUGCCACUUUUUCCAGAUUGCGCACGCAUUCUCUUUCUGGCUUAUGUUUUGAGAUAUUUAAACUAAAAAGUGGUGGGGAAGGGCUGGAAAACGUCGUGACGCAGUCAACUGUUGCCAGCCACUCCCGCAAAAAAUGA
Diachasmimorpha longicaudata is the source of this 1579-nucleotide messenger RNA. RefSeq lists its product as uncharacterized. NCBI's taxonomy places the organism in Eukaryota, Metazoa, Arthropoda, Insecta, Hymenoptera, Braconidae. Bases 200 to 1579 code for a protein of 459 amino acids. The record is from RefSeq and is a predicted model, not a curated record. The transcript is spliced from 7 exons.